ACAGCUCUUUGGCGAUGAAGGUCCGAAGGUUUCCUGUGAAGUGAUGGAUAAGGACUACACAUUACUAGGGGUUGUUUUGAAGGGAGAUAACUCAAGACAGGAAGAUAGGUGCUUGGGAGCCGUUAAAGUCUUCACCUCACAGAUAGUCGAAGUAACUUUGGAUUGGCUCAAGGAUGUCAUGAGAAGACAACUUGUUUGUUUUCUGGAAAAUCUUCAUUUCUGCACAAAAGAAGGGUGGAGUAUAAAGGCUGAUCUGGAGAAGAGUUUGAAAAUUCAGGAUGUUUUAACAGAAGAGAAAACUGUUCUUGUCCAAAGGAGUCAAAAUGAAAAAAAAAUAGCCAUUCAGAACACGGAGAGAGAGGUGCUGGGCUUUGUGUUAUGUGCAGUUCAAUCCAAACUCAGUCAUUUGAGAUCAUUGAUUGAAGAUCAGAUACUUGAUGAAGGAAAUAGAUCUUUCCUAGAAUUCCAGUUUUUAGAACAAAAUGGCUGGCCUGUCAGUCCCAAACAAGAAAGUAGUCUGUCUGUUCUUGAUGUCUUAAAUGAAAGGCAUGUCAUGAUCAGGUUCAAGUCCUCACUAACCAGAGUAUCUCCUCAGUACAAGGCAGGCACUGUAAAUAGGAAGCGCCACUUGUCGUUUCGGUCCAGCAAAGACCUGGAGAGGGUAUCCCCCGCUGACUCCAGUGUGGGAGACGUGACAGGGUCAGUAAAACAGAUACUCAUCAGCUACGUCAGAGCAGAGGCAGCACAGCAUGCACUGAGGCUCAAACAGGAGUUAUCUGCUCUUGGAUUCAGUGUGUACUUGGAUGUACAUGAGAUUAGGUCAGGCUUGGACUGGCAAGAUUCCCUGAAUUAUGCUGUCAGUAACUGUGAAUUUUUUGUUGCUCUUGUCACGCCAAAAUAUGGAGAAACUCAAUGGACGAAUAGGGAGAUUAAACUAGCUGAUGUUCUGGGAAAGUUUAUAGUUCCGGUCAGCUUUCUGGAUAGCUGGCCACCGCAGUGUCUAGCCAUACAGUUUGCCACCACACAAUACAUUGACUGGAAAACUCAGGCACAGAUUACUGCAGAAAUAGCUGAGGGUUCCAAUUCAGCCAAAGAUAUCAAAGUAUGGGAACACAGGCAUAUCCGAGAUGUGGCGUGUAAAAUAAAAGAUCACCUUAUAAAAGCUAAAGAAAAGGCUCUACAGAAGAAAACUUCAUUAGUUAAAAGGAAAACGGUUGUUAAAAGUUGUACAUUGAUUGAGGAAAAUAAUGACCAGGCUUCACUGUGUAAUAGAGAUGGUUGUCCACUAGUGGUGGUGUGUGUUCAUGUCAACCAACAACAGCUGAGUGCAGAAUUGGCAGAUUUCAUCAGGAGUUUGGGUUGUGAAGUAUGGUGCACAAUCACUGAUAAAGUAGAAGGCCAAAAUGAUUGCAGUAAUUUAGGUGAUGAAAACAGAGACAGUUUCCAGGAGAAAGCUGAUGAUGCUGGAGUUGUCAUUGUACUGUUGUCAUCUGACUUUAUUCACUCUAGGACUUGUCAACAACAGUUGUAUUACUGUGAGCAAAGGAAGAAGGUGGUGCCCUUACUAACUGACAAUACACAAAUCCCUAGCUGGCUAGAGAUGAUGCUACAGUCUAACACUUAUACAUGUGUUGAAAAAAGGAAUUAUAAGGAGCACCUGCCCAAAGUACUAAAGAAACUGUUUGACCCAAAAGCAAGACAGAGCUGUAAUGCAGAACUUGAAGAAGCGAGGGUAUCAUAUGCUGUGAAGCAGUUAAAAAAACUUCUCAGGAGCAGUCUCUGUGUCUACAUAUGUGGUCCAUCUGUUUGUGAGAACAUUAGAAGUGAUCUAAUCAGACUGCUUGGAAAGGUUCUCAGUGAGUUUGAAGAUGUUACCAUGGUAACUGGAGGAGGAUACAAUAUAGAAUACAUGGUCAGUCACGCCUUUCUGGAGGAGACUCAACAAAAUUUGAGACCUCACAAAGUCUGGCAUGUCCUCCCAGAACAGGAAAAACAGGAUGUGAGUAAAGAUUACCCCCAGAACAGCGACGGAACAUUUCAGGUGAUCUCAUUCGGUCAGACUUAUUUCUGUGGGAAUAGUCAAGAGGAAAGGGAUCUCAUCAUUUCUAAAGCUGUUGAAGUUUGCCUGAUAGUGAUUGGAGAUUCAGAUGUGAAAUAUUUAAGGCUGGCCAAGAAGUUUGCUUGGAAUGAUCACCAUGUGAUACCAUUUGUAGUGAAUAUGGAGGGGGAUUCUACAUUCACUGAACAGCUUUCUCAUGGGAUUUCCUUGGAGGACUUCAGGGCCCUUAAUGACCCAAAAGGGGCACCUGAAAGGAGGGCUUAUGUGCUUCGCGACAUCCUCACAAGAAUUCAGGCAAACCUAGAAAUGGAACAAAAGGAAGAAGAAAGUCAAGAAAUGGAAAUGUCACCCCCAAGAAAAAUGUUAAGAAAAUCACCCUCAAAAGGCAGCAGCACUAGUCAUAAAAAAGUAUCACUUAAGAGUCUUAAUACAGUUAUUUUGUAAUAUAGUGGGGAUCUUUCUAUAUACAGUACUUUACUAAUUGAUAUUUAAUUGACAGUCCUUACUGCUACAACAAUGUGAAUACCCUAUUAUGUAUUGUAUUGGAUAUAAC
Messenger RNA from Saccostrea echinata, 2612 nucleotides. RefSeq lists its product as uncharacterized. The record is from RefSeq and is a predicted model, not a curated record. Gene Ontology annotation, biological process: signal transduction. The transcript is spliced from 18 exons. NCBI's taxonomy places the organism in Eukaryota, Metazoa, Mollusca, Bivalvia, Ostreida, Ostreidae. The coding region runs from base 44 to 2503 and encodes 819 amino acids.